UAGUGGGGCUGGGAACAAGUUCUCCUGAAGGUGUUUGUUAGUUGGACACAGUUCUUGGGAUUUUUGUAUAAAUUAAGAGAAGAACGAAGCAUGAAGGGAGUAAACCCCCCAACCCCUCACCCCCUCCGUUUGAGAACAAGUAAGAGCAGUCAAUAAAGGACACUGGGGGCUGCACCACCUCCUCCUCCUCCUGCUGAGAGGGAACCUGAGUGUGUGUGAUGAUAAGGGGUACCAGCCUGCAACUGUACACCUAGCCACGGCAUCGCAGUACUGCAGAGAAUCUUGUCAGAUUUGGAGUUUGAAGGUUAAUUUUUUUCUUGUGAACACUGCAGCAAGAGAGGAGCAGACAUGAGAGCCGGCUGAGUUUCUAAGUUGGGAGUAGCUGAGGUGAUAUUGGGGAUUGAAGUGGAAACACCAGUCCUCAUCUUCCUCCUGCAUCUUUUGGAUGUGCACACCCCCCCGUGGGCCAAGUGUGGCGGCAUGGACCGAGGCUGAGCAGAUGCCGCUGGCUGACAGAGAGUCUGUGAGACAGCCAUUUGCUCCUCCUCGCCCUGGUCCCCUUCAUGCCGUGCUGUGGGCUGGGCCAUCGCCGGAGAGCACAGCUUCCAUAUGGUUCGGCCGACUCCUACACCAGCCGUCCGUCAGACUCUGAUGUGUCCUUGGAGGAGGAUAAGGAGGCAGUGCGCAGAGAAGCAGAGCGACAGGCUCAGGCUCAGCUGGACAAAGCCAAGAUCAAACCAGUUGCAUUCGCCGUGCGUACAAAUGUCAGCUACAGCCCGUGUCACGAUGACGACGUCCCGGUGCCAGGCAUGGCCGUCUCCUUUGACGCUAAAGACUUCCUCCACGUCAAAGAGAAAUACAACAACGACUGGUGGAUAGGCCGUCUGGUGAAGGAAGGCUGCGACAUCGGUUUCAUCCCCAGUCCAGUCAAGCUUGAACACACUCGCAUCCUCCAGGAGCAGAGAGCCAAACAGAGCAAGUUCCACUCCAGUAAACUGGGAGCAAACUCCUCCUCCAGUUUAGGUGAAGUUGUUCCCAACUCAAGGAAAUCAACUCCUCCUUCAUCUGCCGUUGACAUAGACGCCACAGGCUUAGAACCUGAGGACAAUGAGCUCCCCGUCAACUUGCGCUCCCCUAAAGCCAGUCCAAACACUGUCACGUCACCCCUAGCAAAAGAGAAACGAAUGCCCUUCUUUAAGAAGUCGGAGCACAUUCCUCCCUAUGACGUUGUGCCUUCGAUGCGGCCGGUGGUUCUGGUUGGACCGUCACUGAAGGGCUACGAGGUGACAGACAUGAUGCAAAAAGCACUGUUUGACUUUUUAAAACACAGAUUCGAGGGGAGAAUAUCAAUCACUCGCGUCACGGCCGACAUCUCACUCGCCAAACGCUCGGUCCUGAACAAUCCCAGCAAGCACGCCAUCAUCGAACGCUCCAACACACGAUCCAACUUGGCUGAAGUCCAAAGUGAAAUUGAGAGGAUUUUCGAACUGGCCAGGACGUUACAGCUGGUAGUCCUCGACGCCGACACCAUCAACCACCCGUCACAGCUGGGGAAGACUUCCCUCGCGCCCAUCAUCGUCUACGUCAAAAUCACUUCGCCAAAGGUGCUGCAGCGACUCAUCAAGUCCAGAGGCAAAUCUCAGGCCAAACACCUCAACGUCCAGAUGGUGGCAGCGGACAAGCUGGCUCAGUGCCCCCCUGAGAUGUUUGACAUCAUCCUGGAUGAGAACCAGCUGGAGGACGCCUGUGAGCACAUGGCCGACUACCUGGAGGCCUACUGGAAAAGCACUCACCCCAGCAGCUGCAACCCCCCCAACCCGCUGCUGACCACGCUGCCCGCGGACACGCUGCCCGCCAGCCCCUCCCCGGUCCUGGGAGUCCAGGGAGGCGCUGCCGAGCAGAGAGCAGAGAGAGUGUUGAUGGAGACGAAGAGCUCCAGAGAGGAUCACCAGCAUCACCGUCAUCAUCAUCACCAUCAUCACCACCACCAGGACCAGGACCAGGACCAGGACCAGGACGACGCUGAGGCCGAGGCUGAGGCCGAGGCUGAGGGCGACGAGGGCGAGAGGCCCCCGAGGACGGAGUUGAAUAGGAGGGCGCAGCACGUUCACCACCGUUCGUCUUCCACCAGGACCGAGCAUCACAACCACCACCACCACCACCGCCGCCACAGCAGCCGGGCCAGAGGCAUCUCCAGACAGGAGACGUUGGACUCCGAGACCCCCGAGAGUCGGGAGAGUCGAGAGAGCAAGGACUCGGCUUAUAACGAGCCACAGACUCAGCGCCUCCGUCAGGAGGAGGAGGAAGAGGAAGAUGAAGAAGAGGAGGAUGAGGACGAGGAUGUAGGGGAGGAACACCCGCAGCAACAACAGCGUUACGAGCCCCACAGGGACAACAACCACCAUCACCACCACCACCAUCACCACCGCAGUGGCGGCGGCGGCGGCGGCGGGGCCGACGAGGCCGGCCACGGCGCCGGGCACCACCGCUCCAAGGAGCGCGAGCAGGACCACAACGAACGCAACAGGCAGCGCUCGCACCACCACCACCGGCCGAGCCGCGACCACCACCACCACCACUACUACGACCGGGACAGGGACAGGGACAGAGAGGGGGAGGUGGCUCCCAAAAAGAGAGGAGACGCAGGGGAGUGGGUGAGAGACUCCUACAUCCACCAGUGACGGACCCCCCUCCCUCGCCCCCUGUAGGACAGUUCUCCUCCCCCUUUGUGCUGCUACUCCCCCCAAAACAAACCAACCAACCACAGCGUCCUAUUUAUGAACACGUCCUUUGUAAAUGCUGUAAGAUCUUUUUUCAACGACAGGAUUUUGAAAUACACAGAUCUGAAUAUAUGUGUGUGUGUGUGUGUGUGUGUGUGUGUGUGUGUGUGUGUGUGGAUAUGCAUGGAUGUUCUUAAAAUAUGCAUAUUUUAAAAGUUGUGUUUGACAAAGCAUGACACCAGAACUCAGCUGUUCGUCCUGUGGUCGACAUUUGGAACAGAUUUGAAAUAAUUCCUCCGUUGUUUUUAUUUUAUUUUAUUUUGUUGUUUUUUUUGUUUGUUUUUUUCUUUGGCUUGAAUAUUUGUUUCUUCAGACUACUGCUAGAGUCGACUAACCGAGUUAGUCCGAUGCUGUAACCACAGAGGUUUAAAGGAAUAAUUACAUGGCAGACCUGUAAUUAAUGAGGGGUGAUUACUGCACCUCCAGAGGGUGGCGCUGUACCCAUCAGUCUGGUCUUCACUGGAACAACAAGACAGUUCCUAAAGUGUAGCCCAACAGUCUGUGAAAGGAGUCAAAGGUCAACUGGAUCCUAAUCCAAAAUUUACUGCAAAUAAAAAGCUCCAUGCCCCCCCUGAGGGGGGCGCUCUCCCCACUUUGGUAACCACUGCUAUAGAGACUGGUUUACCGUACAGUGAGUGGUGGAGAUUUUUGUGCGUUUGUUAAAUCAGAAUUCGGUAGCUCAAAGCUAAUAGUCGCUGUAGUUUCACAGCGACUAUUAGCUUAGGCUAGCUUAAGCUAACAACAACAGCUUCUCAUUCCUGAGCCUGAGUGUUCAAAUUCACCAGCAGGAAAUCUUCAGACC
Cynoglossus semilaevis (tongue sole) is the source of this 3582-nucleotide messenger RNA. RefSeq names its product calcium channel, voltage-dependent, beta 2a (gene cacnb2a). Gene Ontology annotation, biological process: calcium ion transmembrane transport. The record is from RefSeq and is a predicted model, not a curated record. The coding region runs from base 564 to 2681 and encodes 705 amino acids. Gene Ontology annotation, molecular function: protein binding; voltage-gated calcium channel activity. The transcript is spliced from 13 exons. NCBI's taxonomy places the organism in Eukaryota, Metazoa, Chordata, Actinopteri, Pleuronectiformes, Cynoglossidae. Gene Ontology annotation, cellular component: voltage-gated calcium channel complex.